Piliocolobus tephrosceles (Ugandan red Colobus) is the source of this 2387-nucleotide messenger RNA. RefSeq names its product zinc finger BED-type containing 2 (gene ZBED2). The record is from RefSeq and is a predicted model, not a curated record. The transcript has 2 exons. NCBI's taxonomy places the organism in Eukaryota, Metazoa, Chordata, Mammalia, Primates, Cercopithecidae. The coding region runs from base 1054 to 1707 and encodes 217 amino acids. Gene Ontology annotation, molecular function: DNA binding.
GAAAACAAUGCUGCCCUAGAAGUGGGAGGAAACCAGAAGUGGAGGUGCCCUCCUUCUGGGGGUAGGAGUCAGCUAAUAGCCAUCCAAGGUGUGCAGGAGUGCUUUCACUCUGCGCAGGAAAGAUCAGAGAGAAGCCCAGAGCCUUGUCUGCUUGUGUUCCUGCUGGAGAAGGUGGAGUAUGGUGAGCUGCUGGCUAAGGACAGCCAGGCAACAUCAUGUUUGUGACGAUGUGCUCCACCUUCCCGUCUGUGCAUCCCAGCUCCUCCUGCCAUCCCAGCUCCUCCUGCCAUCCCAGCUCCUCCUGCUGAAACAGCUGAGCUUGCUUUUUGGAUUUCUUAGACUCCUGGCCUCCGAGAGAUGCCUCUAAGGACAAACUGACCUUGCAUUGGGAACUUUAUUAUCCAGAUCCUCAUAGGCUUUGUCUACUCUGGAUUGCUUGUUGCAACAGUUUUUAGGAAGCAUGAUUGUCUCCUAUACCAGCAUCUGCCUGUGUUUGCUUUUACCUACUCUGAGCAAGACCCAGUGAGGCCGUAGCCCUGUUGGUCCUGAAAAGCCUGAAACCUGAGGCUGUUUCUCCUACAUCCCAAAUGCAUUUAUAGGCAAUAAGAAGCAAAGAAACAGUGGAAACAAUCAGGAGGAGAAAAAAGAAAACCUAAAAUUUUCAGUAUUCAAAAAUACCUGUCGUGGUGGUUGAUGCAGAGAACACUGCGUUCAUCAAAGAGCUUUGUUAUUGUUGGACAGAGAACAUCUUUGCUACAGGAACUGAUAUGUUUCGUCUUUCUGGCCUAGUCAAGGGAGGAUAAGUAAGUAUCUGGGGCAUGGAAGGAAUGCACUCUUGGGCUGUUUUGCUUGUAUCUGACUCACCCCUGACUCUCCAGUGAAGCAGAAAGGAAGAAACCUCACACCACCCAGGUGUGGCCAGACUUUGGCCAUUAUUGUGAAUCCCCAAGAGUUACUACGGGCCCUUCCCAAAUAUAUAUUUAAUCUUGUGGUUCCAAUAAGCUUUUGGCUCACAUCUAGCCACAUCAUAAAGAACGCUGUAGAAGAGGUGACAUGAUGAGGCGGGAAGAGGAGGAAGAGGAGGGAGCCAUGAUGAAAGCAAAAGGGGACUUAGAGAUGAAGGAAGAGGAGAUUAGUGAGACAGGAGAACUGGCUGGCCCUUUUGUGAGUGCUAUGCCCACUCCAAUGCCCCACAACAAGGGCACCCGGUUCUCUGAGGCAUGGGAGUAUUUCCACCUAGCCCCUGCUCGUGCUGGGCACCAUCCCAACCAAUAUGCCACCUGCCGCCUGUGUGGCAGGCAGGUGAGCCGUGGCCCUGGGGUCAAUGUGGGCAGCACAGCACUGUGGAGGCAUCUGAAAAGUAUGCACAGAGAGGAGCUGGAGAAGAGUGGCCAUGGUCAGGCUGGGCAGCGCCAGGAUCCAAGGCCCCACGGGCCCCAGCUCCCCACGGGCAUUGAGGGGGACUGGGGUAGGCUCCUGGAGCAGGUGGGCACAAUGGCUUUGUGGGCCAGCCAAAGGGAAAAGGAGGUGCUUAGGAGAGAAAUGGCAGUGGAAUGGCGGGAGAGGGCUGUGGAAAAAAGGGAGCGAGCCCUGGAAGAGGUGGAAAGGGCCAUCCUGGAGAUGAAGUGGAAGGUGAGGGCUGAGCAGGAAGUGUGUCAGCGGGAGAAAGAGUUGCCUGCAGCAGUACAUGCCUUCCAUUUUGUUUAAAUUGGGCUUGGAGAAUCUAUUCUGAAAACAUUGACUCUAGACUUGUACAAAAGAGCCAUUUUAGUUUCAACUCAAAUAUACAGCAAAGUAGUUUAGUGACAUUUUGCUUUUAUGUGAAAUAGUGCACAGUAUGAGUUAAUCUGAGCUGGUCUGAAUUGACCAAAUGCUUCUCUAUGAGGUUCCUAGAGCUCUGCUGACCCUUGGCCGAAACUCUAAAAUGUACCUAUUAAAGAUAAAUGCCUAUUACCUAUUAAAUGUACCUAUUAAAGGUAAGUUUUACCAAAGUAAAACUCUGUGAGUUGUUUCAGGGCAGAAGGUACCAGCCAGUCAGCAUUGUUUACCAAAAUAAUCAGAUUUUUGCCUAGCACUCUGUUUUGGUGGAGCUGAAGAUUUUGAGGGCUGAGGCUGGUUAAGUAGCUGGAAUGUGCCUAUGUGACCAGCUUACUUGCAGACACCCUGUGGGAAGCAGAGCUUAAUCUUCCUGGGACUGAGGUCUUAGCAUAUGUACUGGUGGUGCUUCCAGGCAACCAGUAUGAAUACAAAGCUUGUUCUGUGUGACCCAGCAAGUGGAAGGACAAAGAAUUGUGAGCCUCAGAUCUUUGGAUCCUUGCAAUACAUAUCUUUCUCCUGUUAUUGCUGCGAUGUAUUUUCUUGCUUAUAUUAAAGCUGUUUCAUCAGUA